AUGUCACUCUUUGGCGGUUCACGAGUCGGCAGACGUGUCAACACGACCUCAUGCGGCUGCUACAUCUUCAUCCAAGAUACCCCGAGAUACCUCCCUCAGGUCCAGAUCAAAGCUCACACAACUAUCCUCGCCACAACAUCUCGCACCAACCUCACCCAGACCUUUGUCAACCCCACCGGCGAAGCCAUCGAUGAACUUCGCUAUGUGUUCCCUCUCUACGACGGUGUCUCCGUCGUCGCUUUCACCUGCACCGUCGGCUCGCGCGUCAUCAAAGGCGUAGUCAAGGAACGGCAGAAGGCUCAACAAGUCUAUAAUGAAGCUAAAGCCAAAGGACAAACCGUUGGUCUGUUCAAGCAGUCCCUUGAAGCAGCUGAUACUUUCACUACCACUAUUGGAAACGUCCCCGCUGGUGAGAAGGUGCAGGUUGACAUCACGUACCUUGGAGAGCUCAAGCAUGACGCCCAGGUCGAUGGUCUUCGCUUCACUAUCCCAACCCAGAUUGUUCCACGAUAUGGGGAUUUUGAAUCCCUCCCCUCGUCUAAUGUUGUACAGAAAGAAGGCAUCUCUUUCACCAUUGAUGCAGAGAUGCCGGACGGCUCAGCCAUCAAAUCCAUUCAGUCUCCGUCUCAUCCUCUUUCAGUAGAGAUUGGCACUACCUCUACGACCAAGUCCCAAGACCCAUCCCUCCAGAGAGCUUCUGCCACACUCCAACAGGGCACUACCCAUCUGGAACAAGAUUUUGUUGUCCAAGUAGUCGCCACGAAGCUAGGAGAACCAUCAGCUAUCCUGGAAACUCACCCCACCAUCCCGAACCAACGCGCCAUCAUGACCACGCUUGUCCCCAAGUUCAAACUACCCGCCGAAAAGCCUGAAAUUGUUUUCAUCUGCGACAGAAGUGGAAGUAUGGGUGGUCAGAUCCCGGGCCUCAAAACGGCUCUCCAGAUCUUUCUCAAGUCUCUUCCUGUUGGCGUCAAGUUCAACAUUUGCAGUUUCGGCUCUCAUUUCAGCUUCCUCUGGGAUCGGUCACAAUCCUAUAGCCAAGAGACACUCGACAAGGCUGUUCAGCACGUCGAGACGUUUGACAGCGACUACGGUGGCACCGAGAUGUACCAGCCAUUCGAGGCUACUUUCCAGAAGCGCUACAAGGACAUGAACCUCGAGGUCUUCCUGCUCACAGACGGCGAGAUUUGGGACCAAGAUCGUCUUUUCCAGCUUAUCAACAAGGAAGUGGCUGAUAGUAAGGGUGCUGCCCGGGUCUUUUCCCUUGGUAUUGGAGCAGGCGCCAGUACCUCUCUGAUCGAGGGUAUUGCCCGAGCUGGCAACGGCUUUGCUCAGACGGUUGCUGAUGAUGAGAAGAUGGAUAAGAAGGUUGUUCGCAUGCUUCGAGGAGCUUUGUUUCCCCAUAUUUCCGAUUAUUCUCUGGAGAUCAAGUAUGACAAGGAAGAUUCUUCGACCGAAGAUGACUUUGAGUUGAUCGAGAAGGUAGUUGACGCCUUGAAGAUUGAUACUGUGCAGGAGGAAAAGACCAAGGAAGUGGAGGGCCCGAAGAAGCCUAUCUCAUUGUUUGACGCGUCUGCAAACGAUGAUGAUGAUACUGAGAUGGUUGAUGCCGCGGACGUUGACAGCAAGUUUGACCAUCUUCCUACUGUUCCUUCACCUCGAUAUAUUCAGACACCCGGCACCAUUCCUCCUCUAUUCCCUUUUAACCGUACCACCGUGUACGUCCUUCUGUCCGAAGACACUCCUUCGCAGCAACCCAAGUCCGUCAUUCUCAGAGGCACCUCAAGCCAUGGCCCUCUCGAACUCGAGAUCCCAAUCACAGUAGUCGCCGAGAAAGACUCUGUAAUUCAUCAACUCGCAGCACGCAAGGAAGUCAAGGAACUCGAAGAAGGCCGGGGAUGGCUCAAGCAUGCCAAGGACUCCGACGGCAAACUCCUCACGGAAAAGUAUGAUGGCCACUUCUCUGACAUGGUGGAACGUGAGGCUGUGCGUCUUGGUGUCAAGUAUCAAGUUGGAGGCAAGUGGUGCUCGUUCAUCGCUGUUGAGGACAAUGGGAACGAGCUUGACGGAGGAGAAGUCCAGGAGGCUGUGCCUGACGUGAAUCGAGAACAAUAUAUCAUGCCGCAAAUGAUGGCUACUCGCUUCGGUGCACCAAGCAACCGGAAACCUUUUCUCUCGUUUCUCAGCCGUGCUCGCUCAUCGAAUCAGCCAGAUACCAGGAGCACCGGAGGCUUUGGGAGCUUUGGUGGAGCAUCCUUGAGUUCAUCUGGAACUCCUCCCCAAGCCCUUGGAAGAGGUGGUGGCCUCUUUGGAAGUUCAAGUUCUAGGUCUUCCAACACUGGGGGAGGACUGUUUGGCAACUCAAACGCCCAAGCAAGCAGUUUCGCCGCAGGAUCUAGUGCAUCAUCUGUUAAUCCUUUCGCAGCUGCGCCGGGAGGAUCGUUCGGCACACAAGGAAGCUUGUUUGGCAGUGCUCCUCCGCCUCCACCUGCUGCACCUGCAUUGCCAAUUGCUCAGGUCAUGCCUCCCGCACCACCUGUGGCUGCAGUUGACGAGGGUCUUCUCAAUGAGUAUGGAGUAGAGAUGGAUCAGGCUGCGGCUAUGCCACUUGAGGAAGCGGAAGAGUCUGGUGAAGACAUGGGGUUCGGACUUUUCGACGACGGACCUUCUGCUCCUGCGCCAGCUGCCUCCUCUGCUUUCUGUGCCAUGCCUGCAUCCUCUAUCACUACAGGCCCCAAGAGAAAGGCCGUCAGUGACAUGGAGCCACUGCAAGCUUUGACUUCUCUUCAAACCUUUGCGGGUAGCUGGUCCUGGAGUUCCGAUCUCGAGCGCGUCCUCGGUGUGACCUCUGACCAGGUUUCCAAGUUGACGCUGCCGGCUUCAGUCAAGGACCAUUCGGAUAAGGACGAUGUGGUUGCUACAGCAUGUGCGGUGUUGUUCUUCAAGAAGAAACUGCAGGAGGAAAUGGAUACCUGGGAAAUGUUGGUUGAGAAGGCGGAAGGAUGGUUGGAGGACAACAUUGGGGAGGAUGGUGUUGCUGAGCUAUUCAGUGCCCUCGAGAAGUUGUUUUAG
Molecule: messenger RNA, 3072 nt
Organism: Fusarium subglutinans
Lineage: Eukaryota; Fungi; Ascomycota; Sordariomycetes; Hypocreales; Nectriaceae
Exons: 1
Coding region: 1-3072 (1023 amino acids)
Source: RefSeq, a predicted model, not a curated record